This is a messenger RNA of Hyaloscypha bicolor E, 1400 nucleotides long. RefSeq names its product Rh-like protein/ammonium transporter. Bases 58 to 1305 code for a protein of 415 amino acids. Gene Ontology annotation, molecular function: ammonium channel activity. The record is from RefSeq and is a predicted model, not a curated record. Lineage: Eukaryota; Fungi; Ascomycota; Leotiomycetes; Helotiales; Hyaloscyphaceae. Gene Ontology annotation, biological process: ammonium transmembrane transport. The transcript has 5 exons. Gene Ontology annotation, cellular component: plasma membrane.
GCCUGGCUCACCCACAGCUCAGGCUAUAGCAGUAACGGCUCAGGUCCAAAGACGGAAAUGGAAAUUGCUCAUGUCGAGAUUCCGAUAUCGAAUGAGCUGUUUCAUCACUGCAUGUUCGCAUCUUUUACCGCAGCUCUCGUAUGUGGAGGAGCACUGAGAAAAGUCUCCGUCGGUCGAUUCUUGGUCUUCAUAACUAUAUGGUCUAUUCUAGUCUAUGAUGUGGUCGCGCGGUGGUCGUGGCACCCCGAUGGUUGGUCGAAAAAACUCGGUUCGAUGGACUUUGCAGGCGGAACUGCAGUUCACAUAACUUCGGGGACAACAGUUGCAGCAAUCUCUGCCUUCUAUGCCUUCGAAACACGAGGCUUCCUGCAAUGUAUGCAACGCUUCAAACACAUAGUUGCGGGGCUCGUGAAUUCCGCAUUAUGCUGCUGCAAGUCCUCCAGAAAGGAACACAACACUCGCGCACAAGGAGCCGCAUACGAAAUGAGAAAUGGCGAAGAAGGAACUAACGGAAAUGCCGAUAUGGCAGCUGGGCAGGAUCAUGAGACAGAAGCUCCAGCAGCAUCGUUAGAAGUCGAGGAUGACGCACCUCAUAACAUCAAUAAUGUUGUUCUCGGCACAGCGCUUCUAUGGAUUGGAUGGUUUGGUUUCAAUGGCGGCUCCGCGCUGGGAGGCAAUCUGCGUGCGGUAUUGGCAAUCACCUCAACACACAUAGCAGCUUGCUCGGGAGGAAGUGCCAACAUCCUUCUUUUCUGGUUGUUCAAUAACCUCGCUCAAAAAUAUCCUCGCGGCCCUGUCUCUCGGAAACUCUCCAUUAUGUGGUUCUGCGACGGGGCCAUUAUAGCGCUUGUGGCAAUUACUCCUGCGGCUGGAUAUGUCCCCGUUUGGAGCUCCCCAAUCUUUGGCUUAGUUUCCUGCAUCUUUGUUUAUUUGCUGAGGAGACCAGCAAGAGUUGUCUUGAGGGAUGAUAUAUUAGACGUUUUUCCUAUCCAUGCCGGAGGGGGAUGGAUUGGAAUGCUACUAACAGGCUGCUUUGCCGAGCAAUCAGUUGUUGGGCUGGAUGGGUAUUCGGCCAUACCAGACAGAUCUAUUGCAGAGCGACUUCGUUACCAAAUGCUGGAUGCUUUCGCCGGACUACUCUACACCUUUUUCGUGACAAUGGCUAUCUUAUAUGGACUCAAAAUUCUUCGCAGCAUAUUACGCUGUCGUUGGGAACCCGUAUUCGAGAGUAACAGGCCAGUUCAAGACAAGAUUGAAGCUACUGUCCAGUAUAUGUGGCGGCCCAAAGAUGGGAAUAUAGUUUAAUAUCUUUUUGAGUGCCAAAAUAUGCUUCGUUUAGACCCCUCAGACAACAGCCCAAGGUUUUAAUUAUAUUAUACUGGACGUGUACCUAUCUUGAC